AUGGCGAUGCAUGCUAAGGCGACUCCACCGCAGAUCCCCGAUACGCGUCGGGAGCUUGCCGAGCUGGUGAAAAGAAAACAGGAACUCGCUGAGACAUUGGUGAAUUUGGAAAGACAAAUAUAUGCGUUCGAGGGCAGCUACCUAGAAGACACCCAGAUGUAUGGCAACAUCAUCAGAGGAUGGGACAGAUACCUCACCAAUCAAAAGAACUCCAACAGUAAGACUGACAGAAGAAAUAGGAAAUUCAAGGAAGCGGAGCGUUUGUUCAGCAAGUCUUCGGUCACAUCAGUUGCAGCCGUAUGCGCCCUGGGUGGGAUACCAGAUCACAUGAAUGAAAAACGUGAGCCAGGCAGUGGGACAGAAAGCGACACCUCUCCAGAUCUCCAGAAUCAAGAGAAUGAGCCCAGCCAGGAAGACACGGAAGACGCCGACGGAGCCCUGCAGGACCUGAAACCCCAGAAGGCUGCCUCCUCUUCCUCAGGAAGCCACCACGGAAGCCACAAGAAGAGGAAGAACAAAAACAGACACAGGUUUGACAUGAAGGUGAACAAGAAACCAAGAGCUGACUAUUCAACUUAAUGAAGAGGAACAGAAGACCUGAAAACACAGAGGAUGUCCAUCCGUGAAUAGACAGUUUCUGGAGUUUGUGAACCUGUAUGCCUUUUGGUGGUUGUCAUGUUUUUGCCUGUACUGUGUAUAUUGCUUGAAACAUUCCCCAUCUCCUGUCACCUACCUUUGCAAACAUUUGUGGUCUUUUUUUUUUAAACUUGGAAAUAAAAGUAUGUAUGGUCUUAUUAUAUGGCAAUACAAACUCACUUACUGUAACACACGAUGCUGUUCAGAAAAACCUCAUUAUUUAUUAUGUUAUCCCAUGAGUCUAUGAUUGGAAAACUUGCUUUUUGGUAGUAUGGCGUUGCAGUGAUAGUAGCUCCUGACUGCCAUAGCUCCUUUUAUUUCAAAAGCAUCUUUUGCAUAAAAUGUAAUAAAAGAC
Lampris incognitus (smalleye Pacific opah) is the source of this 991-nucleotide messenger RNA. It is a transcript of the gene meaf6, whose product is annotated as MYST/Esa1-associated factor 6. The record is from RefSeq and is a predicted model, not a curated record. The coding region runs from base 1 to 579 and encodes 192 amino acids. NCBI's taxonomy places the organism in Eukaryota, Metazoa, Chordata, Actinopteri, Lampriformes, Lampridae. The transcript has 7 exons. Gene Ontology annotation, cellular component: NuA4 histone acetyltransferase complex.